UCACAACCAAUAUCAUCCAACUAAACGAAGCCUUAGCUCCGUAUCCAUAAGGGCUGCCUAAUAACAGUUACAUGCCGGUAACCGGUCCACGUCCCUCCAUCGCAUUGGCCAGGUGAACGGCCGCUGACUGCGCACGGCUCAUUGUGCCUGCGACGCUCCUGCACUACGAUUCUGUGUUACUGUUCCUCUUCUGUAAACAUGAAGCUGCCAGAAUACUUUGAGCUGGAUGGAGGCGACCGCAUGCCGAGAAUCGGCUUCGGGACUUGGCAGGCAUCAGACGAGGAGCUAGAGUCAGCGGUGGCCGAUGCCCUGGCGGCUGGCUACCGGCACUUCGACUCGGCGCGCGCCUACGAGAACGAGGCGGCGCUGGGCCGCGCGCUCAACAAGUGGAUCGGAGGGGACAAGGCCAAGCGACGGGAACUGUUCGUCGUCACCAAGCUGCCGCCUGGAGGUAACCGUCCAGACCUAGUCCAGGAGUACUUCGACAAAUCCUACUCGGACCUGGGUCUGGAGUACAUCGACCUGUACCUGAUGCACACGCCGUUCGCCUUCGAGCACGUGCCCGGGGACCUGCACCCCAAGAACCCCGACGGCUCCAUGAGGGUGGACCUGACUACUGACCUCAUCGCGGUGUGGAAGGCGCUUCAAAAGCUGAAAGAGUCCGGGCGCGUGCGUCACGUGGGCGUGUCGAACGUGAACGCGCAGCAGCUGCAGCGCUUGACGGCGGCUGGACGGCCCGCGUGCCUGCAGAUAGAGAUGCACGCGCUGUGCCAGCAGGAGGAGAUGAUCGCAGCCGCUGCAGCGCUGAAUAUACCUGUGGUCGCGUACUCGCCGCUCGGGUCGAAAGCUCUCGCUGACGCACUGGCUGCUAAGACUGGUCGCGAGUACCCGGACCUGCUGACCCUCCCCGCAGUGCGGGCGGCGGCGGCGGCGCACGGACGCACGCCCGCGCAGGCGCUGCUGCGGUACGCGCUGCAGCGAGGCGUCGCGGUCAUACCGAAGAGCACUAACCCGCAGCGGAUAUUACAGAACAUAUCGCUAUGGGACUUCAACCUGUCUGAGUCUGAGAUGGCGUCGCUGCGCGCGCUGGACCGCGGCGCCGCCGGCCGCAUCUGCGACUUCUCGUUCUUCCCCGGCGUUGAGAAGCACCCCGAGUUCCCCUUCAACAAGUAAACACCAUUUACAUACCACUUGAGGUCAUAUAAAAUGAAUUUAUAAAGUGACGAAAUAAGGAAAUGUACCGAAUGUGAGAGCCGUUGGAUUUGGCAGUUACCUAAGCUAGAUUUUAUAUUAAUUAUUUAAAUUUAUACAGCGUUAUAAUAUUGUUAUGAUUUAUGAUAUCAGUAUUGAAUAUAUUUAUGAACUAUUA
Molecule: messenger RNA, 1369 nt
Organism: Plutella xylostella (diamondback moth)
Lineage: Eukaryota; Metazoa; Arthropoda; Insecta; Lepidoptera; Plutellidae
Product: aldo-keto reductase family 1 member A1
Molecular function (GO): oxidoreductase activity
Source: RefSeq, a predicted model, not a curated record